UUGAAGUUUCCAAGCGGCGAGCAAAAGUUAGGGAAUCAAUGGGCAAUCCUGAUCUGACUUCAAAGCUGGAAGCUGCAGAAACGAAACUGCAUGAGCUGAAGUCAAAUGUCGCAACAUUAGGGAAGGAAGCUUCUGCAGACUGCUGUAGAAGCUCAACAACAACGAUUAACACUACAGCGCCUCAUCACAAUGAGGUUGAGUCAGAGCGAUGUUACCAUUACAGAGUCCUGCAGAUACUUGAUCAACUUGAAAGUGAGAUGGUAUCAGAGCGCCAAAGAAUUGAAGCACCUACUAGCCCUGUAGCGGACCACUCUAUGCCACCACCACCAUCGUAUGAUGAAGUUAAUGGUGUAUCUGCUUCGGCUUACGAGGGAGUGACUGACAGCAUGGGAUAUUCUCUUGGGGAGGUUAUGCAUUCAUACCAAGCUGAGUCUGAUGUGGAAUUGAAUUUGUCAGUUGGUGACUACAUUGUUGUUCGAAAGGUAUCAAACAAUGGCUGGGCAGAAGGUGAGUGCAAAGGUAAAGCAGGUUGGUUCCCUUUUGGAUUUGUUGAAAGACGAGAUCGUGUUCUUGCAAGCAAGAUAGCUGAAGUUGUCUGAAGAUAUUAAUGUGGCAAUGCUAGAUUUGUAUAUUUAAACGUGUGUAAGGUCUUGCAUUUGUUCUUGUCCUGUGAAAGUUCAGCAACCCCUUUCUUUUCAUUUUUUUGCGGAGAAUCAGAAACCUAUUUUUGUUACGCCACUGUAUGAUGUUCCCGGUGUUUCAAAACAUGCACAUUAGUCCUAAAAAUGGAGGCAGUAUAGCUCAUGUUUUUGGUCAGUGGUCGACUCAGUGAAA
Messenger RNA from Papaver somniferum (opium poppy), 834 nucleotides. RefSeq names its product SH3 domain-containing protein 2-like. The record is from RefSeq and is a predicted model, not a curated record. The transcript has 5 exons. Bases 39 to 599 code for a protein of 186 amino acids. Lineage: Eukaryota; Viridiplantae; Streptophyta; Magnoliopsida; Ranunculales; Papaveraceae. Gene Ontology annotation, molecular function: protein binding.